This is a messenger RNA of Arachis duranensis, 1113 nucleotides long. RefSeq lists its product as uncharacterized. Lineage: Eukaryota; Viridiplantae; Streptophyta; Magnoliopsida; Fabales; Fabaceae. The transcript has 4 exons. Bases 1 to 1113 code for a protein of 370 amino acids. The record is from RefSeq and is a predicted model, not a curated record.
AUGUCAGAAGUCCAAAUAAAAGAUAUUACACUUGCAAAAAUUGAAGAUUUGUUCCAGUUAAAUGGCAAAUCAUUGAAAGAAUAUUGUGAAAUGUCAUAUCCUUCGGAAAAUUUGGUGUCCAGCUUAGAAGACAGAAUUAUAAUAGAAGAGUUGAACUUUGACGUUAAUUCUCUUGCGAGUGAACUAGGCGGGUAUUUAAAAAAGCUAACUGAUGAGCAGAAAUUUGCAUACGAUCAAAUAAUUGGUGUUAUUAGCGGUCUAAAGGAGGGAAGUCUUCUUGCAAGGUUAAUAUCCAAGGCCAAAUUAAUCAUAUGGGAUGAAGCUCCAAUGAUAAAUGGUGAAUCAAUCGUUUAUAUACCAUCUGACAUUUUGGUUAAGAACUCUGAGAUAGCUUUGGACGAUCUCAUUGAUUUUGUGUAUCUAAAUAUGUUAUCUAAUUUAUCCGUUGAAAAGUAUUUCAAGGACAGAGCAAUUCUUGCUCUAACUCUGGAUUGUGUCACUAAUAUCAACAAUAAGAUGACUGCAUGGUUACCUGGACAAGAAAGAGUCUACUUAAGUUCAGACUUUGUGUGUGCUGAGGAGGAAAAUAUGGAAUUUAAGUUAGAUGCUUUCUCGCCGGAGAUUCUAAAUAGAAUAAAUUGUUCAGGUCUACCACCACACAAAUUGGUUGUGAAGGUUGGCGCUCCUGUUAUGUUGUUGUGGAAUAUAGACCAAACUAAUGGUUUGUGUAAUGGAACGAGAAUGCAAGUUAGAAGAAUGGGAAAUCAUGUGAUAGAAUGCAAGACUUUAACCGGUAACAAAGCUGAAAAUAUUGUUCUUAUCUCAAGACUAAAUCUAAUUCCAAAUAAUGAAACAUUACCGGUCAGGUUUCAAAGAAGACAAUUUCCAAUUAUUAUGUCAUUUGCAAUGACAAUAAAUAAGUCCAAGGGACAAACUCUAUCGAAAGUUGGAAUUUACCUUCCAAGGCCAGUUUUCACCCAUGAUCAAUUGUAUGUUGCGUUAUCAAGGGUAACGAGUAAAGAUGGUCUACGAGUGCUGUUGCAAGAUCAUGGGCACUUGGAAGAUAACUGCACGAUGAAUGUGGUAUAUAGAGAAGUUUUUGAGAGCCUAUAA